Molecule: messenger RNA, 753 nt
Organism: Suillus subaureus
Lineage: Eukaryota; Fungi; Basidiomycota; Agaricomycetes; Boletales; Suillaceae
Product: Alpha/Beta hydrolase protein
Exons: 3
Coding region: 1-753 (250 amino acids)
Source: RefSeq, a predicted model, not a curated record
AUGACCAUUUCAGCGACCCAGUGGGGUUCUCCCACCGCUACUAGACGGGCUUUGCUCAUUCAUGGCAUUACUAUGUCAUCGAAUUCUUGGGAGGGUCUUGCUCAGCUAUUGGUGGCAGAAGGAUUCUUUGUUGUAGCACCGAAUCUCCUUGCGCAUGCAUGGAGGCAGGGCAAUACCGACUACCGUAUAUCCGCCUUUGCAGAGGACCUCCGACCAUAUUUCGUCAUGGACACGUUUUACGACGUAAUUAUUGGACAUUCUUUUGGUGGUGCAGUGGCAGUAUCUCUCUUGCCAUUCUUACCCAAAAAGAAAGAAACCACCAUCAUACUCCUCGAUCCUGGCCUCGAGUUUACAGAGGAGCAGAACAAGAUGAACUUAAAUAUAUUUCUCAAGGAAACCGAGAAUAUUAAGCCCGUCAGCGUGCACAUGGCUAAAAAUCCUGCUUGGUCACACCGUGACUGCACGUUAAGAACGCUGGGAUUCUCCAUGUGCGAUCGCACGGCUGUCGAGGUUUUCCGGCAAAACAGCCCAUGGUCUUUUAGUGGCCUGCUCAAAAAAAUCCCCGCUCACCUGAAGAUCACCGUGCUUGUGUCAGACCCGAAGUUCGGCGUUGGUAUUUGUAAUUUGGAACACAUCCCUCGUGACGUGGAGAGAUUGAAUGUUAGAGCUCUUACCGGUAUCGGUCACUGGAUUCAAUACGAGUGUCCGGAUACUAUCAUGGAUGCAAUUCCGCUGCCAAGGGCAAACCUAUGA